GAAAAAAGAAAAAACAAGAAUAAAAGAAACCCUGUUUUGAUUGGGUAUAUAUUUAGUUCAUUGAAUUGAUAUACAUCUUAUAGAAUAAUUUACACUUGUAUUUAUUAUACUCUAAAUUGAAAAUGAAUUUACCAUUUGUGUAUACAUCACAUAACCAAGCAUAGAUAGAUAGGAUAGGAUAGAUACAUAGAUACAUAGAUGGAUAUACAGUAACCAAGCAAAUUAUUAACUGUAUAGUGAUAUAUACUUCAGGAAGAUUGAAAGUUGGAAUAAAGAUUUUGGAAGGUUUAUAUGAUGAUGAUGUAUCUUCCAUAUGUUUGAUACAAGUUUCUAAUGUUAUAACAUUACUAUUACUAUUACUACUACUAUUAUUAUUAUUAUUGUAAUCCAAAUUACAUAACAUGGUUAGUUACAUAAUAAAAAGACACAUCUGGUUAUAUUGUUCAAUUAUAAUUAUAUUAAAUCUCGUAUUAAACUAGUUUAAUUUUGUCGCCUAACUAAAUCAUCAUCAUCAUCAGCAGCAGCAGCAGCAUCAGCAUAAGCAUCUACAUCAUCAUCAUUUGUUUCAAUCUUAUUGUAUAAACAUCUGUAUUUAACUUAUAGAAAAAAACAUUCAGUGAAACAAGUUGGUUCCCUUUUCUCUCUCUCUCUCUCUCUCUCCCUCUGUCUCUCCGUCAAGAAAAGAAAACAAAGCGGAUCAGUUUAUUUCAUCAUAAUUUACAUCUUCUAUUCAAAUAUACCAAAAAAAUAACAUGUACACCAUACCCCACCCUCCCCCCCCAGAAAAAACAAACAAACAAAAAACUUGGCUACACAUUUGAUUCAAUCAAGAGAAAUUCAUUCCAUGUUAUUAACUCUGUUUUCAUAUUUAUAUAGACAAUAAUAGUUUUCUUGUUUUUUGUAUUUUUGUUGUUGCUAAGGCAUACAUAUAUAUAUAUAGCUAUAACUACAAAGACUCAUUAUACAUUCAUGAGUAGAGGAUAGUAAUGGGAAAAAAUUGUUUAAAUUAAUCAAAUUAUUUAUUCACAAAUGAUAUUCCAUUACAUGAUACAUUCUAUUCUAAUCUAUAUUGGAUUAAAUUUAAUAUACCCAUUUAGUAUUAAAAUUUCAAUAUGUAGUAUGAAUUCAGGAAAUUGGGUCUUUGAUUUAUUAAUGUUAAGUCAUUUGAAAAAGUUGGAUUCACCUUUAUAUAUGCCUGUUAAACCUAAUAAUCAUAUAACCAAUCCUUUUGAACAUCAUUAUUUAAUGAAUCCUUCAAAUGUUCUCAAUUCAUCUGGACGUAAACUGACUCGAGCUAGUAGUAGUACUGAAAGUCAAGAUCAUCUUCUAUCCAAUCAAAAUGAAUUAAAUCAAUUCGAUAAUCAUCUUCAACUUCCUAUUCAAUCAUUUCCUUCAAAUGAUAUAGAUUUAUCUAAUCAUGAAAUAAGUAUAUGUCAUACAUUAUCUGGUUUAACUAAUCGUCAAAGAUAUAUAUGUUUACAACAUAAUGGAUUAAUAUGGGCAAUGCUUGAAGGUACACAUUUAGGUAUGCAUGAAUGUGUACAUCAAUUUAAACAUGAACAAUGGAAUUGUUCAGCUGUUAAUUUAUUAUAUCGUACUCAUAUUAAAUCAUCUAGUUUAUCAUUAACACAUGGAUUAGAGGGGAUUUUACAACGUGGAUCUAGAGAAACUGCGUUUCUAUCAUCCUCAUGGUCAGCUGGUGUUGUACAAGCAAUAACACGAGCCUGUAGUCGAGGUCAGAUGGGAACAUGCGAUUGUGAUCCACAUCGACGUGAAGGUCAAGGUAGAGAUGCUGAAGGAAUUUUCACUUGGGGUGGAUGUAGUGAUCCUAUACGAUUCGGUAUGCGUUUAGCACGUUUAUUUUUGGAUGCAAAUGAUGAAGAACAUCGUAAUGCUGCAGUGCAAAGGGAACAGGAACUUCAUGAACAAAGAAUUCAACUAUUAUCAUCAAUGAGAUUGAGUAGUCAAAAUAAACGAAAUCCAAGAGAAUCACAAAGAAUGUAUAGGUUUCCCCGUUCAUCUAAUAACAGUACAUCUGAUCAAAAUCUCAAACCAAAUGGUAUAGAAAAUGUUAAAAAUAUAGUAAAACCAGUGAAUAAAACUAAACCUAUCCUUUCAGCCAGAGAACUACAAAGGGAGACAUUACAAAUUAUUCAAACCAAAGCUAGAACAUUAAUGAAUUUACACAAUAAGAAAGCUGGAAGACGAUUGAUAUGGAAAAAUCGUAUUACAAAAUGUAAAUGUCAUGGUGUUAGUGGUGCUUGUUCAAUGAGAACAUGUUGGCAACGUGUUAAUGAAUUUCGUCUUAUUGGCAUGAUGUUAAAAGCAGCAUAUGAUUCAGCUAUACAUGUAACUUAUGAACCAAGAAUAGAUCAACUGAAACGAAUCAGUAACAGAAUCAAUUCGAAUCAAAAUAACAACUAUAUGACUAGGAGGAAUCUUCCUGUGGUAUCAUCAAAUCGUAAUCAAGAUUCAAGGAAUUGGUUAGUAUUAAUUAAAAGUCAUAGUAAUAAUAGUUCUCAACAUGAUUGGAAUGAUUAUUCAAAUAAUGGACGUCUACAGAGAAGAUGGCCUCGGACGGCGAUGACUAAAUCAAAAGAGAUACCAAAGAAUCAAUUAGUUUAUUUAGAGGAAUCACCGAAUUAUUGUUUUUUUGAUGAAACUAUAGGUCAUUUAGGUAUUGCUGGAAGACAAUGUAAUGCUACAUCAAAAGAUGCUAUUAAUUCAUGUUCACGUUUAUGUUGUGAUCGUGGUUAUGAUACAUUAGAAUUGGAACGUGAACAAAAAUGUGAAUGUAAAUUUUUUUGGUGCUGUGAAGUUCGAUGUAAUAUAUGCCGUGACAAAACAACUCUACAUCAUUGUAAACACUAAAAGAAGAACAAGAAUAAGAAUAUGAAGAAGACGACGACGAAGAAGAACAAGGCAAAUGGAAUUUAUUCAUAUUUGAAGAUCUAAUAAUCUCAAAUUACACAAUUAUUCAUUCAUUAAUUAUCUUCAUCUAUAUCUAAAUUGAAUAUGUUUAUAGAAUGUUUAUAGUUAUGAUCUUAUCCAUGGUGAUUAUAAUCAUAAAUUUGAGAAAGAGUAAAGUAUCCAAGUGAUUGUAAACAUGACUUUUUUUUUCUCUUUUUUUUUGUUUCCUUUAUUUUUUCUUCCAUAAUUACCAUAACAUUAAUGAAUAGGGAUACUUUUGAUUAGUUGUUUUGUUGUCAUAUCAAAAUGAGUAUACCAUUGAUAUGAUUGAAGAAUUUGAAUAGUAUUCAAAGUUCCAUUGUUGUCUUCUUUAAUAAGGGUACAUUCUUUUGAUAGUAAUUUAAUUUCGAUAAUGCAAUCAGGAGACGAAGGUUAGCAGAUUUAUGUGAUGAUAUAUUACAUCAUAUAUAUUACAUU
This is a messenger RNA of Schistosoma rodhaini, 3387 nucleotides long. Lineage: Eukaryota; Metazoa; Platyhelminthes; Trematoda; Strigeidida; Schistosomatidae. The record is from the annotation of a GenBank genome assembly.